AUGGGGGAAAAGCGUGCUCUUCUUCAUGAGCCCGAUGAUACGCGUGCCCCUGCCAGAAAAGGGGCACGAAAAAACAACAUGGGAACACGUGGCAAGCCUAUUGAGCUACUCGACUCUGAUGAGGAAAUUGACCCUCAACCUGGCCCUGCGACUAGCAAUAGAGCUAAUGAUGCUCCUCAUCGCAACCAUGACAUUGACCCGCAAGCAGACCGAAACCUUCUAGUGGAUGAUGAUAAUUUUCAAGAUAAUCUCUACGAGGGUGAUAAUUUCGACAAUGGCCCCCAUCAGACUUCAGAGUCGGAACUGCCUACAGGCCUAUCUGAAAAGCAAUUUUUGGCUCAAAUUCUCGAGCUGUUUCCGGAUAUUGCUCACGACUACGUCGCCACGCUUUACCAAUCAAAUAUUGGUAAGGCAACUUCUGGCGUAUUUCCAUUUGAUGAAGUCCUAGAUGAGAUCGUGAGUAAUAGGUCAUAUCCAAAGGAGCGGGGUAACAAAGGAAAGCAACCGCUGCGAGAAUUAACAGCAGAAGAUCAUAAACAAAUGUACACGCGAACUGAUCGACCAGCUAUACUUGGUAGAGUACGGAACGCCAUUUUGGAGAUACUGAAGAGCGAGUUUCCAAAAAUCCCAGCUCAGUUUAUCCGAAAGAUCCAAUCGCAAAACAAAGGUCACCUCUACCCCUCCAGUAUGGCUCUUGUUGAAGCAAAGCAUAAGCAACCCAAACCUCGGGCCCAGGACACCAAGUGGAGACUUUCUAACCGACAAUAUUCUGCCAUUGCUAUCGAGUAUGGCGCCUUGAUUCCAGAUAUUGCAGCUCUAGAAGAUGAGUUGAAUGCGGCAAGGAACGCCCGCACCAAGGUGGCAGACGACCUGCGAAAAGUGAUAUCAGAAAAAGUGAACACUGCUGACUGCAGGGUUAUGGGUGCCAUUUCUGAAUGGUAUGACUUGUGUUUCGACGAGACGCCUCUGAACCGGGCCAUCUCUUGCAACGGUGAGGAUACUCACUACACAUGCUUUGGAUGUGCUAUAGACUACAUCGCUUCCGAAGCUGGACGGUCUCGAUGCAAGCUUAUCUGCCCUUCUGGCUGUGGAGGUGGGUUUACCGAAGUCCAACUACGUCUCGUACCAGGCCAGAAAAAGCUCGUUGAAAGGCUCCUCACACUGCAACGGGACCAGGAAAUAAGAGAAGCUGGUCUUGAUGAUGUGGUAAAUUGUCCAUUCUGUGACUAUAAGCAGGUAUGCCCAGACGUGAUGGAGGUAAUGACGCCACUUCUCGCUAAUUUACUUGCUGGCCGCUGA
This is a messenger RNA of Penicillium taxi, 1299 nucleotides long. RefSeq lists its product as uncharacterized. Bases 1 to 1299 code for a protein of 432 amino acids. Lineage: Eukaryota; Fungi; Ascomycota; Eurotiomycetes; Eurotiales; Aspergillaceae. The transcript has 4 exons. The record is from RefSeq and is a predicted model, not a curated record.